UAGAGAGGAAAGAGGCUGAGGAGGAGGGCCGCACUGGAAAGAGACUUUAGUGGGACUGAGUGGGGAGGUGAGCGGUGGACUUUACUGGUGGCAGCAGGGGCCGUAUCAUCGCCUGUGAGGCGGUCGGUUAACUAGGCCGCAGCAGCCAUGGCGGUUGACUUUGGGGACCACGCCAGCGGGUUCCGCCACACGGAGGUGAUCAGGUUCAUCAACAACGAAGUCCUCAUGAACGGCGGCGGCCCAGAUUUCUACGUGGCCUUCCGCUCACGGCCCUGGAAUGAGGUGGAGGACCAGCUUCAGACCGUCGUGGCCGACCCUCAGGUGCCGCGCACCAUUAAGAGAGCCUGUGCCUGGAGCGCGCUGGCCUUGAGCGUGCGUGUGGCUGCGAGGCAGCGGGAGCAGCAGGCGCACCGCCUCCGGCGGCUGCAGGAGCAGGUGGAGGAGCGCGAGACGGCUGCCUGGGCCCUGGCCUCCGAGCUGCAGCGGCUGCGUGGGGAUCGAGAGGAAGUGGCCACGCAGUUGCGCUUCACGCAGGUCGCCCUGCAGCAGGCGCUGAUCGAGUGUGAUGUGCUUCGCGGGCGGCUGCUCCACGUGGAUAGGUCGGCCCAUAUCAUCCCGCUGGCCCAUGAAAUACUGCCUAGGCCUCGAGCCGAGCAGCAUGGGACUAUAGCCUGGCCCCUGAAUGCUGAGCAGCAGAGAGAUGUGGUUGCUAUGGGGUUUCCUGGUAGGUUGUAUCUCGAGGCCCAGGUGCCAGCCCCGGCAGCUGUUCUUUACAUGCCAGGUCCCCCAAGUCCCUGGGCUCAGGCCAUACAACCCCCUCUGCCAGCGCCGGUGCCAUACUCACUUCCAUUCCAAGCACCACUCCCAGUAGGAAUCCCUUUCUUGCCAGCUCUGCCACCAGCAGUAGUCAUGGAUGCAGAAGCUGCAGUAGUCCCACUUCAGAUGGUUCCUCUGGGGAGCUGCCCACCUGGUCCAUGUGCUGCAGUGGGCUUCCGGGAGGAGGGGGCCCCACCGUGGGACCAAAGGAGUUACAGCCAGGAGGGAGGUCCUGAGAUCCUCCAGAAUACAGUCCCCCUGGGGAAUAUCAGAAACCUUAGCCAGGAAGGUCUAGGGAAGCCUCAGGGAAUGGUCCCCUUUGGGGAUAGCUGGAGCCACAGCCAAGAAAAAGGUCCAAAGACGGCCCAGGGGAUGGUUCCUCUUGGGGACAGCUUGGACCUCAGCCAGGGAGCAGAUCAAGGGACACCCCAGGGGAUGGUCUCCCUUGGGGACAGCUGGAGCCAGAUCCAGAAAGGUCCAGAGAAGGUCCAGGGGAUGGUCCCCCUUGGGGAGAGCUGGAGCCUCAGCCAGAAAGAAGGUCCAGAGAAAGCCCAGGGGAUGGUCCUCUCUGGGGAUAGCUGGGGCCGGAGUCAGAAAGAAGGUUUAGAGAGGCCCCAGGGGAUGGUCCCCCCUGGGGAGAGCUGGAGCCUCAGCCAGGAAGAUUCAGAGAGAUUCCAGGAGGUGGUUACCCUGAGGGCCAGUGAGAGCCACAGCCAGGAAGAAUUUCCAAAAAGACCCCAAGGGAUGGCCCCCCUUGGUGCCAGCAGGAGCAAUAGCCAGGAAGAAGAUGCCGAGAGGUCCCAGGAAGUGGUUCCCCUGGGGGUCAGUGAGAGCCACAUCCAGGAAGAAAAUCCAAAAAGACCCCAAGGGAUGGCCCCCCUUGGUGCCAGCAGGAGCAAUAGCCAGGAAGAAGAUGUAGGGGGGCCCCAGGAGGUGGUACCCCUGGGGGCCAGUGGGAGCCACAUCCAGGAAGAAAAUCCAAAAAGACCCCAAGGGAUGGCCCCCCUUGGUGCCAGCAGGAGCAAUAGCCAGGAAGAAGAUCCAGGGGAGCCCCAGGAGGUGGUACCCCUGGGGGCCAGCGGGAGCCACAGCAAGGAAGAAGGUCCAAAAAAACCCCAAAGGAUGGCCCCCCUUGGUGCCAGUAGGAGCAACAACAAGGAAGAAGAUCCAGAGGGGGCCCAGGAGAUGGUAUCCCUGGGGGCCAGUGGGAACCACAACAAGGAAGAAGGUCCAGAAAGACCCCAAGGGAUGGCCCCUCUGGGGGAUAACAGUAGCCAAAGCCAGGAAGGGGAUCUGGAGAGACCCCAGGGGACUGGUCCCCUGGGGGGCAGCAGAAGCGACAGCCAGGAAGAAGGUCCACAGAGGCCCCAGGUGCCCCCCCUGGGGGAUGGCUGGAGCCAAAUUAUGAGGGAAAACCCAAAGAUACAGCAGCCUCUGGGGCAGAAGGCCAAGCAACCAAAAGGGAAAAAAGCUUUGGAUUCCAAGCACCAGGAGAAAUUUGUCUCAAGAUGCAGUCCCAAGGAUUGGGACUGCCCAUGGUGUAAAGCCAUGAAUUUUUCAUGGCGCAAGUCCUGCUAUAAAUGCAAGAAAGUCUGUGUGGCAGGUGAGAGUAGAGGCCGGGACCCAGGACAAACUCACUAAUUUUAGGAAGGUGGGGGCCUGUUUUUGUGUCUCUGAGCCCCACAGAACUUGUUUGUUGCUGAAGAAGCUGAACCCGUCCCAUUAGAAGAUUUCCCAAGAGUCUAAAGAAAUCACACCUUGACUCCAGCUGACCCGCACCUCGUUGAGACCCCCCAUUGGCUGGAACUGAGAAGAGUGAGAGGAAGUCAGGGAAGAAGAGAUGCUCUGGCACUCAGUAGGGGGGCAGGGAGGGCAAAACAAUUUUGUUCGAAUGUAAUUUCUCUGUUGGGAUUAAUUUGGGAGAGUUGGGGGGGUGUUGCAGUAUUAAAUUCUAUAGAUGAUAGUAAAUUUGAUGGAUUACAUUUAAUCGUUAAACAAAUAGUUAUUGUCUAGUAUGUGUUAAGAGCUAGACUUAUAUGUUAAUAUCUGGUGCACACAUUAUAACUUGAUUUGGUGAGUUUGGUUAGAUAACAGGAGAGAGCCUAAUUUGGGAUGCAAAGUAUAUCAGGAGGAUGUCUUUGCCUGGCAUACAGCAUGAUUUUCUGGUAAACCCAACUGAAAUGACAUCCAAAUAUAUAUAUAUAUAUUUAAAGAUGUUAUUUAUUUAUUUUUGAGCGAGCGAGCACAAGCGGGGAGAGGGGCAGAAGGAGAAGCAGACUCCCCGCUGAGCAGGGAACCCGAUGUGGGACUCAAUCCCAGGACCCUGGGAUCAUGACCUGAGCCGAAGGCAGGUGCUUAACCCACUGAGCCACCCAGGUGCCCCACAUCCAGAUAUUUUUGCAGUUCUGGGAGUAACAUCAGGGACUUUCAUGAAAGAAUUUGAGUCACUGAAUUGCUCAUCUCACUGUUCACAGGUGAGACAAAUGAGCAGUGGCAGAGAUCAGGAAAGUGGCUUCAUGAAAGUGCAGGUGGGACUUUUCUGAUACUCUGUUGAUUUCUUACUUUGAGAGGAACAGCUAUCUUCCUGGUUGCCUGAAUGAUCGCUGGGUGACUUAAAGAAAGACAGUACUUGAGAGAGUGUUGGCUACACCCUCGAGCCCUCAGCUUUGGAUCACCACCAUCCCAAGCUCCUUUCCAGUCAAGAUGGAUGAAGAACAAAAUGGAUUCCAAGGGCGAACACCAUGCUGUGGAUGGUGCUUCUCUUGGGAAGACUAACUGGAUUAAAAAGAGAACUGGACUGAGAGAAGCCCUUUUGAGAAUGCCCCGGGCCCCUUCCCUCCCAUUUGGUGUGUUCUCUGCAGGCUCUCUGCUCC
Messenger RNA from Zalophus californianus (California sea lion), 3689 nucleotides. It is a transcript of the gene TEX13D, whose product is annotated as TEX13 family member D. The transcript is spliced from 2 exons. The record is from RefSeq and is a predicted model, not a curated record. Lineage: Eukaryota; Metazoa; Chordata; Mammalia; Carnivora; Otariidae. Bases 148 to 2457 code for a protein of 769 amino acids.